This is a messenger RNA of Auanema sp. JU1783, 1698 nucleotides long. The record is from the annotation of a GenBank genome assembly. Lineage: Eukaryota; Metazoa; Nematoda; Chromadorea; Rhabditida; Rhabditidae.
AUGGUUUUACCUCUCUGUCGAUGCCGUGUCCUCUACAUAGGAUCAGCUGUUCCUACCGUCACUAAGGAUGGCUUGCAAGGUAUACAACAGCCAUUGCGUGAACGCUAUCCCGUUGAAGAUACGCCUGAAGCCAGAGGAGUUGAUUCAUGGUUAUCAGUCUGGUCAAAUGGCAUUCUGCUUGAAUACAUUGAAGGAGAUAAAAAGAGUGAAACCGCAUUCUUCCCUAUUAACUCUCUUCAUUAUUGUGCGGCAGUGCGCUAUGUCAAUGUGACUGGCUAUGCUAUUGAGGGAGGAGGCGAGCGUUUUUUGCCUUUGGAUUCUCCUUUCGCUGACAUUCCUGAUUCACCACAUCCACCUAUGUUUGCAGCUAUUUUACGGAGAACUUCGGGUGUAAAGAUUCUCGAAUGUCAUGGUUUCAUUUGUACAAAUUCCAAAGCAGCUAAUGCUCUUGUACGGUGUUGCUUUCAUGCUUAUGCUGAUUGCAUGUAUUUGAGAAUGGAUGAAAGAAUCCCUGGAUUGAAGGCUAUCAAAGAAGGAUCAUUGGGGGAUCGAUCUCCUGAAAGCCGAGGCAGUGAGGAAAACAACUCAGCUGAUGAAAAUGAACAAGAGGAAGCAGCUGAAAGACAGAAUAUCCAUCACUGGGAUCGUGAAAGAGCCGCAGAUGGCGAGUACGAUAGUGUUAGUAUCGGAAGUUCUAUGGCUAAAGGAACAACAGCGAAAAGAGCUGCUUCCGAAAAUGGGAAUGCUGGCAGAUCUGUUUUGCCAUACGCAGGAGAGGAACGAGAACAUCGUCGCGCAGGAUCAGAUGUUGACCUUUCAUAUGCUGAACGUUACUCCAUCGCGCCGCCACCAGGAGCUCUCGCUUUCCCUGGCCCACGAGGAGCUCCUCAUGGUGCUCAUCCUCCAAUGUUCCCACCUCAUCAUCCUGGAGCAAUGCCUUUACCCAUGCAUAUGAUGCCCCCACCACCACCCGGAAGACAUCCAAUGCAUCCCAUGUUUUUUGCCCCACCACCACCACAUUUCAUGCCUCAUCCUGGUAUGAUGAUGCCACCUCCACCACCACCACAUUUACGGGGUCAAUUUCAUCCCGGACACUUCCCACCUCCACCACGUGGAUUUUUCCCUCCACCAUUCCAUCCCAUGUAUAGACCGGGAUCACCAGAUGUAGGAACAGGACCCAUCAUUACUGGGCCAGAAAGUAUAUACGGGACAAUACCAAGAAAAGCAGCUUAUGAAGAGCCAGCAUAUGUAUCAACUCAAGGCGGACCUCCAGAAGCAUCAUAUCACCCAGGCAAUUACACAGCAGAGCAAUACGAAGCCUAUUACGAUACAUUGAAAAAGAAGACUAAAAAAGGGUCUGCUAGUGUAGCAUCUAGUCGGGACAUCAAUUCAGCUGUAUGGGAGCAAUAUGAAGAAGGCAUAUAUCGUAAACCGCAUAUCAACGAAAAAGCUUUCAGCAACACUCUUCGCAAAAAAGAGGAUGUGAGACAGUCUGCUGCUAGUGGUGCACAUGAAUACUCAAGCAUUGGCAAAAGAUCAGCCAAAGAUAUGGAAACGCCGACUUUAAGCAGAAGGGACUCACCUGACUCUCCAUCCCAGAUAGUACAAUCAGAUGUUGUUCGUCCUGACACACCACCCAUUGAUUAUAAUAUUCCAAAUGGUAAACAGAAACCAUCAAACCGUGCUGCAGCAUACUAA